Molecule: messenger RNA, 2355 nt
Organism: Fukomys damarensis (Damara mole-rat)
Lineage: Eukaryota; Metazoa; Chordata; Mammalia; Rodentia; Bathyergidae
Gene: Cep44
Product: centrosomal protein 44
Exons: 11
Coding region: 410-1573 (387 amino acids)
Cellular component (GO): spindle pole; centrosome
Source: RefSeq, a predicted model, not a curated record
GUGGAAUCUGCAGCACGGAAUCCGGAGCGUGGUGCAGCGGCCGCUUGGAAGAUCUUGCCGCGGUGCCUGGCGGGCUUGAACCCGCCGCUGCGAAUACAAACGGUCCGCGCGAGAAGCGCGCCGGGGCGCGGGGAGUGGCGGUGAAGGCCGGUUCCGGUGACUGUCUCCGGUUACUUAUGGUUAUUUAUGCUUCCUUCCCCUCCUCCGUGCUUGGCUCUGCCGGAGCCCUUGUGAGGCCGCAUCUUUCUUCUGAGGCUGUUGGUGAACCCGAGGGAGCUGGCCCGCUGUGCCCUAGUUUGUUCAGAGAUCUCUUUUCUCUACUGCGCUUACCGAGACCUCGGGUGCAGGCAGAUUAUCAGGUGAAAAGUUGUACUAUUGCAAGAGUUGGAGCUGAAUCUAAUGUUAAAUAAUGGCAACAGGUGACUUAAAAAGAAGCUUACGGAAACUAGAACAAGUGCUUCGAUUACUAAAUUAUCCUAGAGAGGUGGAUUAUGUUGGUUUGAUAAAGGGAGACACAGCAGCAACUUUGCCCAUCAUCAGCUAUUCUCUUACCUCGUACUCACCCUUUGUAACAGAACAUCUCAUGGAAUGCAAUGUAGAGCUCCUAGCAAAGAAUGACCUGCGCUUUACAGAUACUGUCUAUAAGCUUCUUCGUGAUCAGUUUGAUUAUAAACCAAUAUUGACCAAAGCACAAUUUAUGCAGCAUGGCUUUGCAGAAUGGAAAAUUCAGAUUAUUUGUGAUAUUUUGAAUUGUGUGAUGAAAAAGCACAAGGAAUUGACUGGUGUUAAUAAGACUCCUUCACAACCAAGAAAGAAAAUCAUUUCUGCUCACUCAGAACCUUCAUCAAGCAAUGAGAAAACACCUGCAGAACCUGUUGGCUUUGAUGUCACUGGUAGAUUUAUGACUUCAGGAAAGAAGAAAGCCGUGGUGAUUCGUCACCUGUAUAAUGAAAAUGAUGUUAACAUUCCUGAAAAUACAGAAAGUUCAGUAACAGAUGAUAAUGAAGUAUGUGAUGUGUCAGAUUCAAAGGCUUCUGAAAUAAAGGUUACUGCUGUGCAGGUCCUUGAAACCCAGACUGAGCAGGAAGACAUAAAAAGUAACCCAGAGCUCACUGCACUACAAACAAUGCUUGCUGAAUGUCAAGAAAAACUUAAUAAGUUGACUUGGAUAGAGAAAAGGCUCGACUCUUUGGAAGAAACAAUGAAAGGGAAGGUUAUAGUAGAUGAAAAGACCUGGACUAAUCUUCUAAGUCGGAUCACUCUUCUUGAAACAGAAAUGCUUUUGUCUAAAAAGAAUGAAUAUGUAGAAUUUAAUGCAAUGAGUGAUGACUAUACAUCCAAAAAUGACAUAAAUCUCGUGACUCCUGAUGGAACAAUCAAAAUGGAGAGGCCAGCAAGUAUUCCUCUGUCCUCUGGUUAUAAUACAGAAUCAACAGAUUCAACUCCCAGAGCCUCAACUAUUAAUUACUGUGGUUUGAAAGACAUGUCAGAGGAAACAACAAUCCAGAAAAUGGAAAGGAUGAAAAAAAUGUUUGAAGAAACUGCAGAGUUAUUAAAAUGCCCAAGUCACUAAAUGUAGAAUUUUCUACAUGAACUUCUGUAGGACUUUGGCUACUGGACAUGUUUUGUAUUUUAAGGACUUUCCAUAUAAUUUUAAUAUACUGUAAUAUUUUUAUUAAGAAUUUGCAUUCCGUUUGGUAUAUGAGUUUUUCCAUUGAUAAUUGAAUAAAUGCUAGAAUGUUUUUCAGCUAUUCUUAUAUGAUUACUCUCUCACUUUUCUUAGGAAAAACUUAUUUCCUAGUACAUUGCUUUUACAGAGUGAAGUCAUUACAGCAAGCACUGCAUUUUUGUGUUGACAUUUGUUGGCAGUGUGCUAAGUAAUAUGUUUUUUAAAGUACAGGCUUGAGGCCCAUGGUUUACAUCCUGUGGGAAGCAUUCCAGCUAGGACUUGCAUAUUGUACCCAAGAGGCUCUCAUACAUACCAUCUUGCCAUCUGUGCUGAUGGAUAAGUUGUAAUGAAAAGUCAGAAGUGCUCAUUGACAAUUAAAUAAAAAACACAGCUAUUUCAUGUUCAGUCAAAAGGUAGUAAUAUUAAGAAUGAGAAAGUAAGGAUGUAAUUCUCCUUUUGUUGUGAAACAGGUCUACAGGUUCACUGUGAGAAAUGUAUGGAGUAUUUUACUGCUCUAUUCUGUAUCACAUUUUAAGAGCAGCAGCACAGACUGGUCAGCCAUUGUUCAGAGAUACAUAGUGAGGUUUUCCUUUCUGUUUUAAUGACAAGAAAUUGUAAAAAUUUUUGGAGAGAAAAAGCCUUAGAUGAAGCUAAAUAGACAAAAUCUUUUUUUUUUUUUUUUUUUU